AUGCCUGUUCCAACUAAUUUACCACAUAAACAUCACGACGAAAUCAACGAUCAAGGGUUCACUGUUGUUCGAAACUUUUUAGCCCCACAAGAUAUUGAACGAUACACUAAAGCCAGUGAAGAUUUAGUUGAAUAUGCUCGUGCUGGUAAAUGGCCCCAUGUAAGAACCAGAGGUAAACAAUUUCCUCCAUGGCCCAAAAACUUCAGUCCCGAUAUCUGGGGAGUAACUGGGUUGCUUCAUCCGGACUUGGGCGAAUUAUCGUACCCAUUUCAUGAUCUUUAUGCCAAUGACAAAAUUUUAGCCAUUGUGUCUGAUAUUUUGCAAAUUGGCAAAGACGAAAUUUCAAUGGAAUUGCUCAACAUGUUGAUUAACCCCUUGACUGAUUUCGAAUUGGAUUGGCAUCGUGAUACCAUCAAGCCGGAAGUAACUCCAGAACAAGAAGAUAAAGAAUUGUUGGAAAAUCCAUUUGCUGGUGCUCAAUUCAAUUUGGCUUUGACUAAUGAUGACUGUCUUAUUGUGGUUCCGGGAUCUCAUAAGAGAGUGCGUACACAAGAGGAAAGAGAAAAGACGGUUGAUGAAUCAAAAAGAAAAGAAUUCAUUACUGAUCAGAUUAAUGUGGAGUUGAAACCUGGUGAUGUUGUAUUUUACAACAAUAACAUCUUGCACCGUGCUUCAUAUUCAUCAAAGAAUAAAAGGUUAACUUUGCAUGGAUCUUAUGGGAAUGUAAAGUAUGGUAAAGCAAGAGCCAAGGGGGUUUUGCAACACGGUGUUGCAGAAUGGUUGCCUCGUUUACAACCAAAGAAUGAAGAUUUGGAAAUGUUGAAGUUGAAAUUGGUCGAUUUGGCAAAACAAUUUGAUGGUGUUAAUUUGGGAUUUGCUUUAGAUGGAUAA
Lodderomyces parapsilosis is the source of this 891-nucleotide messenger RNA. RefSeq lists its product as uncharacterized. The transcript has a single exon. The coding region runs from base 1 to 891 and encodes 296 amino acids. Lineage: Eukaryota; Fungi; Ascomycota; Pichiomycetes; Serinales; Debaryomycetaceae. The record is from RefSeq and is a predicted model, not a curated record.